This is a messenger RNA of Oncorhynchus masou masou (cherry salmon), 7238 nucleotides long. Its product is annotated as suppressor of cytokine signaling 5-like. NCBI's taxonomy places the organism in Eukaryota, Metazoa, Chordata, Actinopteri, Salmoniformes, Salmonidae. Gene Ontology annotation, molecular function: 1-phosphatidylinositol-3-kinase regulator activity. The coding region runs from base 342 to 2045 and encodes 567 amino acids. Gene Ontology annotation, biological process: phosphatidylinositol phosphate biosynthetic process; intracellular signal transduction. Gene Ontology annotation, cellular component: phosphatidylinositol 3-kinase complex. The record is from RefSeq and is a predicted model, not a curated record. The transcript has 2 exons.
UCUGCUUUACUCAUUGGAGUUCCAUGUUGCCAUUCUCUACCCGUCUGCAAUCUACUGAACGCCUCUUCUCUGCUCGGCUUUAACAGGAAUGAAUACCACGGCCGAAAAGAAGUGUCGGCCAAGAGACAUUUUAUCAUUUUUAACAUGUACAUUGUCUUAGAUUAUUUGAUUAGAGAGACCAUUCGGAAUGAAAUUGAAAACCGGCCGCAUACAUUUUUGUGUUUCAUCGACACCGUGGAGCUCAAGGGGGGAUAUGUGCCCGACUUAUAGCCAUUUUUUUGCAGACAAAGAGAGCUACUGAGUACUGGUUAUAAAAGACAAAAGGGGCUUGGUCACUAUCCAUGGAAAAAGUGGGCAAGAUGUGGAGCAACCUGAGGAACCGAUGCCAGACCCUCUUCCACAGCGACGGUGUGGGACCCAGUACAGAGAAGAGCGUGGUGGAAGAGGACGGUAUGCACUGUGUUGCGGACCUGGGACGGGGAGAAACUUCAGGCGAGGCCCAGGCAUCUCGGACCUCUAGCCUUUCCCGAAGCCUCUUGCCGCUUCCCGGGGUUACUGGAGGGCGACGUCACAACUGUGUGUCGGACAUCCCCCAGAUGGUAGAGAGAACCACAGACAGAAAAGACAAUGAGGAAGCGAGGGGGGCUCCUUGGGGAGUCCCUAUGGGCCGGAGAGACUCGUACUCGCGCCAUGCACCUUGGGGGGGCAAGAAAAAACACUCAUGUUCCACUAAGACCCAGAGCUCCAUGGAUACAGACAGGUGGUCGGGACGCGCGUGCGGUGCCGCUGGGCGAAGGGAGCGUCGCUAUGGGGUCAACUCCAUCCAGGAGAUAGAUGACUCUGGAGACGGGGGGCGUAGUCUGAGCACCCGCUCCCUGCGCCAGCGGCUUAGCGACACAGUGGGCCUGUGUCUCCCCCUUCCCCCCCGCCGCCGCUCCCUCUCCUCCUCCCCCCAAACCCCCACCAUCUCCAAGCGCAAGAUCCACCUGACAGAGCUGAUGCUGGAGACUUGUCCCUUCCCCCAGGGCUCGGACCUGGCCAACAAGUGGCACUUGAUCAAGCAGCACACAGCGCCUGUCAGCCCGCAUUCCUCCACGGCUCUGCUAGACGCCUUUGACCCGGCCCACCCCUCCCCCGAGGACGAGGAGGAGCGUCUGCGCGAACGCCGCAGGCUCAGCAUUGAGGAGGGAGUGGACCCCCCACCCAACGCCCAGAUCCACACCCUGGAGGCCUUGGCGCAGUGCUCCUCUCUUUACAAACUGGGACCAAAGAUGGCCCCUGGCAUUGCAGAGGCCUCUGGGGAGGGCACGAUGGCCAGCUGCUCAGGAGGGGUGGCUGGGUCGUCGGGCUCGUCGGUACAGGUGCUCGGAGGGGCUACAGCCCAGCUGGCUGACUGCGACUCGGAGGAGGACUCCACCACCCUUUGCCUGCAGGCCCUGAGGCCUAAGCUACGCCACACGUCCGGGGAUGGCCAUCUGAGCCGGAACCAGUCUGGGCCCUGGAAGGUGCACACCCAGAUCGACUACAUCCACUGCCUGGUGCCGGACCUGCUUCAGAUCACUGCCCUGCCCUGCUACUGGGGUGUGAUGGACCGUUACGAGGCAGAGGCUCUGCUGGAUGGCCGGCCUGAGGGCACCUUCCUGUUGCGCGACUCGGCCCAGGAGGACUACCUGUUCUCGGUCAGCUUCCGUCGCUACAACCGAUCGCUGCACGCCCGCAUCGAGCAGUGGAACCACAACUUCAGCUUCGACGCCCACGACCCCUGCGUGUUCCACUCGUCCACCGUCACGGGCCUACUGGAGCACUACAAGGACCCCAGUGCCUGCAUGUUCUUUGAGCCGCUGCUCACGGCACCUCUCCACCGGACCUUCCCCUCCGGCUUGCAGCACCUGGUCCGCGCCGCCAUCUGCCGCCGGACCACAUACGAUGGCAUCGGCGCCCUGCCGCUGCCCCCGGCCCUGCAGGACUUCCUCAAGGAGUAUCACUACAAACAGAAAGUGCGUGUGCGCUGGCUGGAGAGGGAGCCGCCACUUAAGGUCAAAUAGGGGAGCGGUAUCUGGCGGCCUGUGCGCCGCGGACGGAGUUGAAACAGAAAAAUCCCUGCCAAUCAGGAGAGGCCAUACUGAAUGAACAAAGCACUACUCAGACAGGCAAGGAGGGGUAACUGGAGAAACAAGGAGUUAGGUGAAGUGAGCUAUCCAAGAUUCAUUCUAAUCUCGUUAUUGUUUUAGUUAUCAUUUACAUCACUUGGGAUACAUAUGUAUCAUUAUAUUCAGUACAAUGCUGUCUGGCAAGCACACAUGGUUUUUAAUGUUGAACAGGUUCUGAAAGGGAGAGCACAAGCCUUCAUGCUUUGUGUCCCUCUCACCUCUUUCAUUCUGUCAAGUCUGCCUGAUCCCACAGCAUGAGCUGCCUGCAUGCCCCCCCCCCCAGUCUCUAUCUAGGCCCACAUGGUUAGCUAGCUAUGUUGUACAGUUCACUCGUGCUUUCUAUCUUUCCUUUUCCAUUUUCUUGAUCAAGUGACUAUACUGCCUGGCGGGCAUUGUUAGGCCUCAGGUGUAAUGUUAAUCAUCGCUCUCCUGGGGGGGGGGGUUGUUUUGUCCUACAGACAGGCACCCCGACAUCAUGCAUCAAUGAGUAGGCCUCUGUGUAACAAAAAAAAAAAAUUAGAAGGUGCUGUUUAGAGGUUCUGUCCUGUAGGUCUUCACCCCAAGGGCAACGCGGAACGUGGCUACGUCCAAGGGUGCUGCUGCUACAUCCUGCCUCCAUACACCUAUAGGGAGCAGGGCAUACACAGGAGUGGGUGUGGUUACAGCGACUCCUGGGCUUUUUGAUAUCCUCACUGUGAUUUCUCUAAGCAUGAAUCAUGGUCUCCCACCGCUACUGUGUUGCCACAGAAGUGCGGCUCUUAUAAUGGAACAAUACUAAUGAUAUUUGCCCUGGUUGUUUUCUCACGCCUGUCAGUGGCUCAAAUUGGCGACAGAGCAGGCACUUUAACUUGGUCUGGUUUGUUUCUGGUUGGUUUGUUUCUGGUCCUGCGUUCUGCCUUCAUGGUGUCACACUGUGCCAUCCUCAGGAUUAACUUGUUAUAAUUCAGGCCCAUUUUUAGGUCAACGAUUGAGCCCAAUGGUAGAGUGAAUGCCAAGAAUGUGUAAAUAUGUUAUCAAGGCAAAGGGUGGCUACUUUGAAGAAUCGCAAGUAUAAAAUGUAUUUAGAUUUGGUUACUACAUGUCGGCGACAGCCGUGCGGCCCAAGUAGGCCACGGUAUGGGGAUUUUGUCUUCAGUCUCAAAAACCUGUCUGGGACAGCUAAAUUGUGGCCAAAAUCGUGUAGUGUACACCCAGCUUGACCUAACUAAACUGACCAAGACGUUACUCAAACAACAUACUCUUACAUAAUUAUACCCAAAAACAAUGACAAUUUCUCUCACCCAGUGGCGUAUGGGCUAUUUAGGUAUGCGCUGAUGCCACCCAGUGAUAGGCAGUAGGCCUACCCAGUUUAUCAAAGGCAGGGGGCGCAAAAUAUUGUCCAUGCCCAGCGCGCUUCACCGGUGCAGUACUCCACCAAUGUUCAGUCCAAAAAUUAUCCAACGUAAAUCAUGUAGUCUACCGUAGAAAGUGGUGUUUGCUGUAGCCUCCAUGCUGGAGAUAAAAUGUAUGUCAAUGUCGUGAGACGGACACUUUACUUUAUGCAUGUUUUUCUGAUCAAAUAGCCAAACCUAAAUUGCGCACAAUUGCAUGAAAAACGCUCGUCGACGUAUGACAUGUUAACAAACAACAUUUACAAAAACGGGACGAGUCAAAGUCAAGUGGACAAUAUCUGGAAAGGAAAAUCAAGCUACUCACAGCUAUUGUUCAGGGAGUUUCACCCCUUAGGCUAAAUUGACAUGAUAAUCAGCGAUUUUCAAGUUUGUAUUCGUCCAUUUUUUUUUUCACGAGCUGCAUCAUAGCGGGAAAAUAAAGACUUCUGCAUUUCCAGCUGUGUGAACACAUGGAUUCUCCUUGUAAAUAGGCUGAGGAUAACUCCUGAUGAUUUUGGGGUAGCUUAUUCAGAGCUUAAAUAGCCCAAAUGAUUAGUCACAGGAAUCAGGACUAAUAAUGCCAAUGCAACUGCCUGUUUUACAAACGGUAGGCCAACCACAUGGAUGGACAUUCAUAGAAUUCCGUUGCUGGCCAACAUUUGUAAGGGAUUGCGGCAAUUUUUUUUGGUCUCAUCUAGGGCGGCAUAAUGGCCAGGAAAGGGCCUGCUUCGCAUUGUCACUGCAAGCCAUGUCCUAUAAUAACCCAGCAUUUUGUGAGAACUGGCAUCAGGAGGACAAAUACAACAAAGCGUAAUCCAUGUGCCUUUCAUUAGAGCCUCCUGUUUGAAUCCAUACUUUUUAGGGUCUUUUUUUAAUUUACUUUGAACUCUUGAGCCUGGCGCAUGGAAUACUCCAGCAGCACUUCCCAUUCAUGUAGCCCUUUAAAUGAGAGCGAGGAGGAAAACGAAUGAUGAAGAACAGGGGAUGACGCGUGAGCUCCGAGCUUGCUCUCUAAUGUUCAUUGGUGCACAUUUUGAUUUAAAAAAAUAUAUAUAUUUUUAAAUUGAACUUAAUCAAGAACAUUUUGUCAAUCCGUUAGAAUAAUUAGCCUACAGCUUACAUGUUUAUGGAAAUAUUAUCUGACAAUGUAUACUAAUUUAGCUCUUAACGAAUUAUCGUUGCGAUAUCAGUGAUCCUUUUUAUCCUGGUCAGAAAGGCAACUCUCAAAUCCCUUCUCUCUGAUUUGCAGGGAAGAUGUAUGUUUUAACUACCCAACACAAAUCAGGUGUGUGUGGAGGGUUAUCAGAGAGGAAGGACCGUGAAUGAUCAAAUGUGGAAUGAAUGCGUAGGAUUAGCUUAUUCAUGAGCAUCUUUGUCUGUGACCAAUGCGCUGUUAUUCAACGGUGAUGCACACAACCUGUAUUGUUGUCUAGGGCUCUUUUUAAAAUGACAAUACAGAAUUGUGUUUCAAAACUUAACAAACGUUUCAAUGGCAGCCAAUCAAAGCUUGGGAUGGAUACAGCAAUUCCAUGUUAACAGAAUUAAGAUGAGACUCGAUAUUUUUCACUAUUAAAAUCUAUACGAAACAAACUUUGAUUUCAAAGUUUAGUAAACCAUAUAACUCUCUCCACAAGGACUACUUUUAACAAUUUCCACAGAAAAUGUUUUGUAGGAAGAACUGUGCAGAUGCAAAGUUUGGUAACAGAAUAAAAACUGAGGGAGAUUAUACCAUAACUGUGUUACCUAACUUUAUCUGCAGUUUUUCCAGUAAAUAUAUAUAUCGUUUUUUUUCUUGUUUUCAAUUAUUCAAAGUAGUCAUUGUGCAUAGAGUUGUAUGGUUUGUUAAAUCAAUGGUUUUUGUUUGGCAUACAUUUUAAAAUGAGUCUCAGCAUAAUUCAGUUACCGUGGAAUUGCCCAAUUGCUGAAGUCGACAGGACAUGCGCUGUUACCAGGUAGAAACAGAGACGAGCCCCCAACGCCUCACACCUCAGUCUUGGAACUGCUUUUAAUGACUAACUCAUUGUUCUAUAAUAACAGUGUACUAAUGAAAGGUAAUGUGUUGUGUGUGUUAUGGUUUGGAGGCAGAAGUGCAGGAAAGUGUUUAAUUGUUAAGGGUUGAUUAGUAUAAUGAUCAAAUCAACAAUGUUUUUUUUAUAUACAGUGGGGCAAAAAAGUAUUUAGUCAGCCACCAAUUGUGCAAGUUCUCCCACUUAAAAAGAUGAGAGGCCUGUAAUUUUCAUCACGGGUACACUUCAACUAUGACAGACAAAACGAGAAAAAAAAAUCCAGAAAAUCACAUUGUAGGGUUAUUAAUUAAUUUAUUUGCAAAUUAUGGUGGAAAAUAAGUAUUUGGUCAAUAACAAAAGUUUAUCGCAGUACUUUGUUAUAUACCCUUUGUUGGCAAUGACAGAGGUCAAACGUUUUCUGUAAGUCUUCACAAGGUUUUCACACACUGUUGCUGGUAUUUUGGCCCAUUCCUCCAUGCAGAUCUCCUCUAGAGCAGUGAUGUUUUGGGGCUGUUGCUGGGCAACACUGACUUUCAACUCCCUCCAAAGAUUUUCUAUGGGGUUGAGAUCUGGAGACUGGCUUGGCCACUCCAGGACCUUGAAAUGCUUCUUACGAAGCCACUCCUUUGUUGCCCGGGCGGUGUGUUUGGGAUCAUUGCCAUGCUGAAAGACCCAGCCACGUUUCAUCUUCAAUGCCCUUGCUGAUGGAAGGAGGUUUUCACUCAAUCUCACGAUACAUGGCCCCAUUCAUUCUUUCCUUUAUACGGAUCAGUCGUCCUGGUCCCUUUGCAGAAAAACAGCCCCAAAGCAUGAUGUUUCCACCCCCAUGCUUCACAGUAGGUAUGGUGUUCUUUGGAUGCAACUCAGCAUUCUUUGUCCUCCAAACAUGACGAGUUGCGUUUUUACCAAAAAGUUAUAUUUUGGUUUCAUCUGACCAUAUGACAUCCUCCCAAUCUUCUUCUGGAUCAUCCAAAUGCUCUCUUGACGGGCCUGGACAUGUACUGGCUUAAGCAGGGGGACACGUCUGGCACUGCAGGAUUUGAGUCCCUGGCAGCGUAGUGUGUUACUGAUGGUAGGCUUUGUUACUUUGGUCCCAGCUCUCUGCAGGUCAUUCACUAGGUCCCCCCGUGUGGUUCUUGGAUUUUUGCUCACCGUUCUUGUGAUCAUUUUGACCCCACGGGGUGAGAUCUUGCGUGGAGCCCCAGAUCGAGGGAGAUUAUCAGUGUGUCUUCCAUUUCCUAAUAAUUGCUCCCACAGUUGAUUUCUUCAAACCAAGCUGCUUACCUAUUGCAGAUUCAGUCUUCCCAGCCUGGUGCAGGUCUACAAUUUUGAUUUUGGUGUCCUUUGACAGCUCUUUGGUCUUGGCCAUAGUGGAGUUUGGAGUGUGACUGUUUGAGGUUGUGGACAGGUGUCUUUUAUACUGAUAACAAGUUCAAACAGGUGCCAUUAAUACAGGUAACGAGUGGAGGACGGAGGAGCCUCUUAAGGUCUGUGAGAGCCAGAAAUCUUGCUAGUUUGUAGGUGACUAAAUACUUAAUUUUCCACCAUAAUUUGCAAACAAAUUCAUUAAAAAUCCUACAACGAGAUUUUCUGGAUUUUUUUUCUUCUCAUUUUGUCUGUCAUAGUUGAAGUGUACCUAUGAUGAAAAUUACAGGCCUCUCAACUUUUUAAGUGGGAGAACUUGCACAGUUGGUGGCUGACUAAAUACUUUA